Vicia faba (fava bean) is the source of this 660-nucleotide messenger RNA. The record is from the annotation of a GenBank genome assembly. NCBI's taxonomy places the organism in Eukaryota, Viridiplantae, Streptophyta, Magnoliopsida, Fabales, Fabaceae.
AUGAGUAAUCGACGAAGAAAGACAAACUUGUUGUUAGAUCCGGACAACAUUACAUUUGAAGAGACUUCACUUGAUGAAGGACCCUUCGAAUCUAUUCAUAUUCCCAUAAAUUAUCUCGAGGAAAUCGAUAAUGAUGUUGUUGAAUGUUCACCUCGAGCUUUUUCUCAGGUUUUGGCUCAUACACGGAGAACUCGUAGAAGGGUUGCAAUUGACUUGAAUCUGGAAUAUCAACCUAUGCCAUCAGAGAACAUAGAAAAUCCAACUAUGCCAUCAGAGAACAUAGAGAAUCCAACUAUCCCAACAUCAACAUCUGUUAUGCCCCAUACAGAGAACAUACAUGAACCAAUUGGUCAAAAUAAUAUAAAUUUGGAAGUCAACAUCAAUGAAGCUUCUGAAAAUGACAAAGAGUCACCAGAAAUUAACAAGGAAACGACUGAGCCUAAUAUUCAAGCUGUUGAACCACCAAAAGAGUCUGAACCUCCAAAAGAUCCUAUCUUAAACUGUCCAAUAUGCAUGGAUGCUUUUGUUGAGGAAAUGUCAACCAGGGCUAAGAAGGGUGUUUCUUCCAUCUUAAAGUUGAAGGAUCAUUCAAGUUGCGUUAAAGAAAACUGGGGCUUGAUUGUACUAUUUUUAACAUUGUUGAGUGAUUAUGUUAUUUAA